Hevea brasiliensis (rubber tree) is the source of this 1764-nucleotide messenger RNA. RefSeq names its product tubby-like protein 8. Bases 340 to 1536 code for a protein of 398 amino acids. NCBI's taxonomy places the organism in Eukaryota, Viridiplantae, Streptophyta, Magnoliopsida, Malpighiales, Euphorbiaceae. The transcript is spliced from 9 exons. The record is from RefSeq and is a predicted model, not a curated record.
AGCAAGUCACCAUCUUCUACAUCCCAUUGCGGAUCAUGACGUGGCUACAUCAGGACGUUAGAUUUCCUUUUGGGAAUUUGAGAGGCACCAAAAUUGAAAAGCAAACAAGAUCAUGUAAUGGAGUCAGACGGUAACUAAGCUUGCAUCUUUACAAACCAUAAAAACUUCUUUCAUGGAAGGAAGAUCAUAUCAUCCUGCUUUCUGAGUUUGUGGUCGAAGAUGAACGCCAAAACCCCUUUACUCUAAGUACUUCCCUGAGCAUUCAGAUCCACACUCCAUUGAGGACUGAAGCUAUAUCCUCCAAAUCUCUUCCUCGUUCUCUCUCUUUUCUGCCAGAAAAUGGCUGGUUUCAAGAAACCUACAGUUCCAAGCAAAUCUUCAUAUAAUUCCCUCUAUCUCAAUCCCCUAACUGAUCCCAAACACCACCAUAGCUGUAGCGAAGGAGACCUCACAGCAACUUUCUUUGACAACAAAGAGAAUAAUCCCAUCUUUGGAAGUGACAAGGAAAAUGCAAUGCCCAAAAACUCUAAUGCAAAUGGUCCCUUGAUGCCAAAGCAGUUGUCAAAUAUGAAAUCUUUGUCUACAGGCAGAGUCCUGAAGCCAACUUCGCUGCAGUUCUGUAUGCAGAUGAAUGAACCUGAAAGGGGUUUGAAGUGCAAAUUAUGGGAUUCAGUUGAAUCUGAGAAAUCAACUACUUCCUUAAAUAUUUGGGAUUAUUCUGAUUCUGAAGCUGCUCCUGCUUCUUCUUGGUCUACAUUGCCUAAUAGGGCAUUGUUAUGCAGGCCAUUGCCAUUGGACAUAGGGAGAUGCACUUGUGUUAUUUUGAAGGAAGCCUUACCAAAAGGGUUAAAUGGGGGUACAAUAUACUCCCUCUAUACCAAUGAAGGACAGGGACGACAGGAUCGGAAACUAGCUAUGGCUCACCAUAAGAGGCAUAAUGGGAAGUCAGUGUUUACCAUAGCUCAGAAUUUAAAGGGAGUUUUAUCUACUUCCGAUGAUAGUUUUGUUGGGAAUGUAACAGCUAACUUCAUGGGUUCCAAGUAUCACGUAUGGGAUCAGGGUGGUCGUCUCAAUUCGCCAUCUAAGCGCAAUCCUCUCCUGGCUGUUGUUACAUAUGAGCCUACCAUAGUCACUUGCACUGGGAGUUACAGAAGCAUGAGGGUGUACAUACCCAAGCACCAAUCUAUGCAGCUAAAGAACACAGCCCAGAUGCAACACAUUAAUGGUCUGCCCAAGGAUUGGGAGGAAAAAAUGGAUAAAGUACAAAAGUUACAUUCAAAGACUCCAAAGUACAAUAAUAUUUCAAGACAAUAUGAAUUAGACUACAGAGACAGGGGUAGAGCUGGUCUUAGUAUCCAAACAUCAGUGAAGAAUUUCCAGCUUAAAUUGGAGGAGCAUGGGAAGCAGACAAUUUUGCAGCUUGGAAAAGUGGGGAAGUCAAAGUUUGUGAUGGAUUUCAGAUACCCUUUAACAGGUUACCAAGCAUUUUGCAUAUGUUUGGCUUCAAUUGAUUCAAAACUUUGUUGCACAGUUUAAUUACGAGUUACCAUCAUCCUUUUCAGUUCAAACUCUGAACAAUCUUUUUUAGUUUCUAUUUUUGGUUCCUGCCAAUGCUUCUUAUUUCUCCAGAAGCACAACUAGACAAGAGUCAAUUUGCAAGGGCAGACAAAGAAGUUAUUAGUUCAUGAACAUUUGGUGAACUGGUUGAUAUUUGAGCCUUCAGAUUUCAAUAAUGCCAUUUGACCCCGUUUGGGAUUCAUUUAA